Jaminaea rosea is the source of this 3802-nucleotide messenger RNA. RefSeq lists its product as hypothetical. Gene Ontology annotation, cellular component: cytoplasm. Gene Ontology annotation, molecular function: actin filament binding; phosphoribosylglycinamide formyltransferase activity. NCBI's taxonomy places the organism in Eukaryota, Fungi, Basidiomycota, Exobasidiomycetes, Microstromatales. The transcript has 2 exons. The coding region runs from base 155 to 3787 and encodes 1210 amino acids. The record is from RefSeq and is a predicted model, not a curated record. Gene Ontology annotation, biological process: 'de novo' IMP biosynthetic process.
CUCUGUCCGCCUCAUUCUGGCGCCACGCGAGCCAAGACGGCUUCACGACGCCAGACGCCAGACGCCAGCUGCCUCGGCCCCCUGAAGUCCAAGGGCGGGCAGCUUGGCGGACCAACCAACACCUUCCUCAUUCCCACGACAUCCUCACAACGACAUGGCGAUGUCAAGCACGCCCCUCUCACCGACGCAUUCGGGCACACCACAAGCAGCAGGAAUGGCAACGGGCGAACUCUCCGACUGGGUCAAUCGGGUUCGUUCUGGCUCGCAAGUCAACUCGCCUGUUCCAGGAGGAGCUGCUACCACGGACUUUGAGGAGGAAGUACGACAGUCGAGAUUGAACAGGCAGCAGAGAAAGAAGAGGUUGAGUGGCCAGGGCAUCAGUGGAUUCGAGAGGGCGGAAACUUAUGAUGCUCCAUCGAGCGAUGCUUCACGCCCUACGUCGUCGUCGGCCUUCUCUCACGACUCAGCUUCUGCGGUACCAUCUGCUCGAGGCGCGGCUCUCUUGGCGCGAUACGGCGGUCAAGCGGGUCCUACAGGAACAGCAAAUGCUGGUUCUGGCUCAUCACCCGUCUCGCUCGCCUCCUUCAUGGGCGGAAGAGCGGCAGGACCGCGAUUGGGCAAGUUGGCAGGAGAUGGCAGAUCAGCCCCACCAGAGGCAGACAUGAUUGACGAUAGUCGAAUCCGCAGAGGAGUAGCAUUGCCUGGUAUGAGUCCCACUGGAGCCUCGCCCGGUGGACGAAGCUUGGCAAGCUUCUUGGACGCGAGAGCUACAGGCAGGGAAACGGCUACGAGUCCUGCGGCGGCUGCGGCAUCGUUUACACCUUCGUCACCUCGAACGACUGCGCGCGCUACUUCUCCCACUCGCGGCUACACCGAACCUGCCGCAGCUCCAACACGGCACUCACCCGUCCGUAGGUCAACUUCCCCGUCGAAGCCCGCCUCUCCCACCAAACUCUCCGCUCCCUCAGCUGCGCCCAUCUCCGUCCCUCGCCCAGGAUACGAGCGCGCCUUGUCUUCCAACGCCGAAAUGAAGCAUGCAGCCACGUCACCGAUCAAAUUUGAUGAGCCCGGCGUAAAGAGUAUCACGCCUAGCGCAACACCAGCAGGGUCGCCCGGCCCAGCCUCGGCUGCCAUGAGCCCAGCUUUUGCGCAACUGCAGCGCGCCAAUUCAUCGGACCGCAUGCCCACGGCGAGUCUAACAAGAUUGAAGGGAAAGGGAAUGGUCGGCCAGAGGUUGAAGGAGGCAAAAGAUCGAGAGGCGGCUUCGAGUGACAGCGCGAGCGGCAGCGGCAGUGCGAUCGUGCCCGGUCGAAUCACGAUCCCUCGAUCGCAGCCGCAAAGCCCAUCCAAGUGGGGUGCGGUAGACACGACGUCAUCUCCCGCACGAUCAUCGACUUCGCCCUCUUCAGAGAGGAAGUGGCAACGCAGCGGGAAUGCUUUGCCUGGCCUUUCGCGACCGACAUCCAGUGGUACAUCUAACUCCAAUGCUUUCCGCUCCCCUUCGCCUGUACGCGAGGCCGAGCGCAACGACGCACCGCCUGUCCGCUUACCGGGCAUGGGAGGAGCAGCUAGUCCAUUCGGGGCUUCAGGUGGGCGAGCUGCCAGUCCGACAAAGGUGGCGAGCGAUGAUGGCGGUGCGGAGGCAAAGCCGCUUGAACACCUCACGGCAAGCAGGGCGAGGGGUCCGGCAAAGAGAUCAGCACGCGGAGGAGCUGCGCCUGAGCCGCAGAGCAAAGCAGAGGCACCUGCGGUCGUCGAGGGCAAGCCCAGCGCAGUGGAGGUAGUCGAGCCCGCCGCUGCACCAGCCACCACGCCCGCCGCCGCACCCGCGCCAUUGCGUAGCACCGCCGGCCCUCGCAUAGCCGUCCUCAUCUCUGGCUCUGGCUCCAAUUUGCAAGCCCUCAUCGACGCUACGCACACUCCCUCUGGCCCGCUAGCUCACGCGCAGAUCUCCUUUGUCCUCUCGAACCGCAAAGCAGCGUACGGACUCACCCGCGCUUCCACCUCCAACCCGCCAAUUCCAACCGAGAUCCUCGCGCUCAAGACAUGGCAGAACCGCAACCCCGGCGGAACGAGGGAGCAAUACGACGAGGUUCUCGCGCGCGCGGUGCUCGAAGGCGGGAAGCCAGACUUGAUCGUUCUUGCCGGGUUCAUGCAUAUCGUCUCUCCCGUCUUCCUUCGCGCCCUCGGCCACGACACCGAGCUGCCAAACUCUGGUGCCCCCGCCUGGCGUCCUUCGCGCCCAGUUCCCAUCAUCAACCUUCAUCCAGCCCUUCCCCACGCGUUCGACGGGGCCAACGCCAUUCCGCGUGCUUAUGAGGCGUUCCAACGCGGUGAGGUGGACAAGACGGGAAUCAUGGUGCAUGAAGUGGUCGCCGAGGUUGAUCGCGGCGCACCUGUGCUGGUGAGAGAGGUGCCCAUUCGCAAGGGAGAGACGCUCGAGGACUUGGAGGAGAGGAUGCAUAGCGUUGAGCAUGAGUUGAUUGUUGAGGCCACCCGCGUUGUGCUCAAGCGCAUCGAGGAUGGGGAAAGUGUGGCGCUAAUCCCGACUCCAGCUAAAAGCCGCAUGGUGCCGCUCAAGCGAGCCGGGGACAGCGCUACCUUUGCGAAGCUGUCCCGCAACGCUCAGCAGCUUCUCGCACGCCGCUCAACCCCACAGUUGCCCACCAUCAACACUCUCUCGUCGGAAGUCAUCCUCAUCCAAUCAGAUGGCUCGACGUCCACUCUCCCUCCCUCGGACGCUCACAUUCUGCAUGAAGGCGAAACGCAAGCGAUAGUCCACCGCUUUAAACCCUCCCGCGGGGCAGAGGAGGUCCAGACACGCGUGUACGCUCGCGCUGGAGCCCGGUCGGGAUACGUGCGCGAGGGCGAGUCGGGGAGGGAAGGACGCAAGCUGCAGGAGCUGGCAAAGCGAUAUGGAGCGCAGGUGACGGACGCGAGGCAGGGCAAGGAGAGUGAGGAGCUUGCAGCCCUCUUCCCUGAUGCCAUCUUGGAGACCAGGCAGGGGGCCAAACGCUCUGCCUGGGAUAAGGGGGACUCGAUGCUCUCCCGCGUCAGCUGCUCGGGCGCGGCCACCUUUGUCGACCAAGUCGAGCUGCACGCCUCCUCGCUCAGCUCGGCGAGCUCUUUCGUCCUCUCCGUCGCUGGCACGGUGCUCGUCUGGCACGGCCGCGGCGCCUUCGACUCGGAGCGCGAGGCUGCCCGCCGCUUCGCUGAGAACUUGACGAGUGGCAAGGUGCAAGAGAUGGAGGAGGGCGCCGAGAAGGGAUUGUGGCACGACGUGCUCGGCCGUGGAUCGUACGCUGGCGCCUGGCAUCACAGGAGACGAAGGGCGGAGGCACUGCUCAGUAGCACGGCACCUCGUCUGCUGCUCGUGCGCGCAGGUACGGGCGACCUGGAGGAGAUCUCAGGCAGCUGGACAGCCAGCAAAAUUCCGCAAGCUGGUGUGUCCCUCGUCGUUUUGUCCUCGGACGUCUACGUACUCGUAGGCCCGGACGCCCGCGGGGAUCGCAGCGAAAUCAGCGUGGCUCUUCAAGCUGCAGAGCACCUCAAGCCGCGAGCAGCACACGUUCUCGUCUACCCUUCCCUCACCCCACGCGAUCUUGCGUCAUCCCUGCGAUACUGGUCAAGCUACGAGGCUGGGCUUGUGAGGGGGUCGAAGAGGAUGAAUGUCGUGAGUGCGAAGCAGGCAAAGAGGGAGUUGGAGGAGUGGAGUGAGGUGGGCGAGAGAUUGUUGGCAGAUUUGAAGUGCCUGCCGGUCGGGAUCGAUGAAACAGCGGUGUUGUGAGGGGUUGCGAGCGAG